AUGAAUUAACAAAGUGUGUUCAAUUCAAAAUUGCAAUAAGCCCUGGAUUGCCUCAUUGACGAUUCUCUCAAGCCAUUUGAUCCGUAUAGAUUUGUAACCAUCAUGGAAACAAAAUAAGUUUAAUAAGGGAGUGCUGAAUAACCAAAUAAAGUUAACAAGGAGAUUCCUCACGAAUUGAAAAGUUAGAAAACUCGUGAAACACUGUACUUGUUAUAAAGUAAGAUUAAAUAAGAAUUGCAUGUAAAGAAUUGCUAAAUGAUUUUAGGAAAGAUUUUCAAACAUAACUGCGAAAACAAAUAUUCCAACAGUGCUUGAGCAAUUUGAGGAGUAAUACUAUUAAAGGUAGUGUCUAAGAAACUUAGACAUAUACUAGGAUUAGAGAGAAUUCCUAAUUUGUUCAUAGAAUUACGAUGAAGACAAUCUUAUUAACUCACUAAUUAAUGAAGCUAUUUUUGAUUCAAUAUAAUAAAAUUUAUGA
Paramecium octaurelia is the source of this 478-nucleotide messenger RNA. The record is from the annotation of a GenBank genome assembly. Lineage: Eukaryota; Ciliophora; Oligohymenophorea; Peniculida; Parameciidae.